Molecule: messenger RNA, 2583 nt
Organism: Dryobates pubescens (Downy woodpecker)
Lineage: Eukaryota; Metazoa; Chordata; Aves; Piciformes; Picidae
Gene: AGPAT3
Product: 1-acylglycerol-3-phosphate O-acyltransferase 3
Exons: 11
Coding region: 543-1673 (376 amino acids)
Cellular component (GO): endoplasmic reticulum; endomembrane system
Molecular function (GO): 1-acylglycerol-3-phosphate O-acyltransferase activity
Source: RefSeq, a predicted model, not a curated record
GGAGGAACUGAACCAUCGCUGCACAGGAAGUAGCGGCUGCGGGGAGCAGCGGCGGCGACAGCUGGGGUUGCCGCACUCAAUGAGCGAGGCUCCCGCAGCCGCCGCCGCCGCCCGCCCCGCUCGCCCCUUCCCCGCCUCCCGAGGGCAGCGGUGCCGAGCCAGCCCGCUGCCGCCGCCGGGAGGGCACCGCGGACAGCAGCAGGCGGAGGCGGGCAAGGCCGCCCGCCCCGGGGUUGGAGGCUGAGGCGGGCAGAGGCAGCUCCAGCUCUUCCCAAGGAGGCGGCAGUGGUGGACGCAGGUAGGGAAGACCUGGAAAGAAGAUAGAGUCCUUCAAGGCCACAGAAGAAAGAAGCUUCAGGUUUAUAUACAGAAGCAAAUGAGAAAGCAAAUCCCUUGAAACAUAAGCAGUGGUACUACCCUGGAGGGAGGAGAUGGGGAUUCUCCUGUUGCUCUGAGUGUUGCCAGGUGCCAGAAGUGGUCCCCAGUGGUGGUGGACAGUUAUUCUGAGUGACGGCCCUUGCACACGCUUCUGAGUGGUUAUCAUGGGCUUCAUUGCCUUUCUGAAGACCCAGUUCAUAGUUCACCUCCUCAUUGGGUUUGUCUUUGUUGUGAGUGGACUGAUCAUUAACUUCAUUCAACUAUGCACACUAGUCCUUUGGCCCAUAAACAAGCAGUUUUAUCGCCGAGUAAACUGUCGCCUUGCCUAUUCACUCUGGAGCCAGUUGGUAAUGCUGCUGGAAUGGUGGUCAGGCACGGAGUGCACCUUGUUCUCAGACGAGGCCACAGUGAACACCUUUGGGAAAGAGCACGUCAUCAUCAUCUUGAAUCACAACUUUGAAAUCGACUUCUUGUGUGGCUGGACUAUGACAGAGCGCUUCGGAGUGCUAGGGAGUUCCAAAGUUCUUGCUAAGAGAGAGCUACUGUAUGUGCCCCUAAUUGGCUGGACAUGGUACUUCCUUGAGAUUGUUUUCUGCAAAAGGAAAUGGGAAGAAGACAGAGAUACAGUUAUUGAAGGACUAAAACGUUUGGCUGAUUAUCCUGAAUAUAUGUGGUUUCUCCUGUAUUGUGAAGGAACUCGUUUCACAGAGACCAAGCAUCGAAUCAGCAUGGAGGUAGCUGAAUCCAAGGGCUUGCCUAAACUGAAAUACCACCUGUUGCCCAGAACCAAAGGUUUCACCACUGCUGUCCAGUGUCUCAGGGGAACAGUUUCAGCAGUGUAUGAUGUAACACUAAAUUUCAGAGGAAACAAGAACCCAUCUUUAUUAGGAAUUCUUUAUGGGAAGAAAUAUGAAGCAGAUAUGUGUGUAAGGAGAUUUCCUCUGGAAGAUAUCCCUCAAGAUGAAAAGGAAGCUGCAAACUGGCUUCACAAGCUUUACCAGGAAAAGGAUGCUUUGCAAGAGAUGUAUAAUAAAGAAGGCGUAUUUCCUGGCCAGCAGUUUAAACCUCCUAGGAGACCAUGGACUCUCCUAAACUUUCUUUUUUGGGCUACAGUUCUCCUUUCUCCUCUCUUCACAUUUGGCUUUGGAGUUUUUGCAAGUGGAUCACCUCUCCUUAUCCUUGCAUUCCUGGGACUUGUUGGAGCAGCUUCCUUUGGAGUUCGUAGACUGAUAGGAGUGACUGAAAUAGAAAAAGGCUCCAGCUACGGCAACCAAGAAUUCAAGAAAAAGGAGUAACUGACAGCUGCCGUUCAGCACACAUAACCAGACUAUGGUAUCCGAGUAACUUCAGUCACAAACCAACAACAAACACUUAGAAACUAUCUUUUUCUUAAUAACUGUUGACUAAUAAUAAUGAAUAAAACUUGAGCCAAGAAUGAAGAAGUUGGAGGCAUCAACUGAAGAGAACGCAUCAAUUUUUCUGCCUGUUUAAGGAUUACUGUAGUCAAACUAUGGGAGAAAAUCUGGGGGGGGGGGUGGAAGAAGAAACUGAUUUUGGUUUUUUUCUUGCUUUGGUGUGGGACUUGGGGGUUGGAGGGAGAAAGAGGGCAUUGGCUUAUAGCCACAUGCAUCUUCAGAUGACUGAGUAUGCUGGUUUCUGUCAAGAGCACUACACUCACUUUUACUACAGGAGCCAUUGAAUGUUUCCUCUUGCUAAAGCCAACGUAAUGUUUGUCGAUUUCCAACUUUUUUUAUUAAUGAGCCAGACAAAAAAAAAAAAUGAUCUUAAAUUGACAGGUGUUCACUGGGGUAGAGUCGUUUUGGAAAGGCCGUGUUGUCAUGGCUACAGGAGAAAUCCUACUUGUAUGUUACACUGAUCCUUUUUAUUUUCAGGCAAGGUCUUAAAAGCUCUGUAAUGCGAGAGAAUGGAGGAGAGAGGAAUUUGGAAGCAGUGUGUUACUGAUCAGCACGUCCCAUAGAACAGUUCCACUAGUAUUAAAACAGUAUGAAAUUCUCUUAUCUGCUGCUAACUGCUCAAGUCUAAUUUCAAAACAUUAUUUCAGUCUUGAGUGUUUGCCCUGUUACACGUCAUACAGGUAUGACAAUUUUAAAUCUGUCUGGGCUUGUUCUGUUUUCUGAAUUGAUGGUGUCCCAGGGAUUCAGAGUUGUUCAAAGAAGGCAAUCUGCUCUGUUGGUCCGAACGUGU